Salpingoeca rosetta is the source of this 4915-nucleotide messenger RNA. RefSeq names its product serine/threonine protein kinase. The transcript has 3 exons. Gene Ontology annotation, biological process: protein phosphorylation. Gene Ontology annotation, molecular function: ATP binding; protein kinase activity; protein binding. Bases 1 to 4395 code for a protein of 1464 amino acids. NCBI's taxonomy places the organism in Eukaryota, Choanoflagellata, Craspedida, Salpingoecidae. The record is from RefSeq and is a predicted model, not a curated record.
AUGGCGUUUGCGCCGGUGCUGGUGCUGCUGGCGACGACGCUGUUGUUGUUGUUGGCGCAGCAAUACGACGGAGCAGUUGUGCACGCUGUGCGCGACUCCUCGAACAAUGUCGUCGAAGUGAUUGCCCCAAACAAAAUGGGCGACGGCAGUCGCGUGUGCGAAGAGGCGCGACUCGCACUCACGCAUACCGACAACAACAACAACAACAACAACAACAACAACAACAACAACAACAACAACGCCCUCUUGAACCUCUACAACGCACACUGUGUGGAACCAUCACAAUCAGGAUCAGACACAUCCACGGAGCAGCCGUUGGGCACGCACAACACCGGCUCUGCUCAAACCAUACCCACCCCAUUGCACCCCAACCAGGAUCGCGAUCACGACGACAAACGCCGGCACCGGCAGCGCGUGCGCAGGGAUGCGCAAGAGCUGCAGGAAACUGCCGCGCCCACGUUUAACGACGGCACAUGCUCCGUCACCGCGCCCCUACCGCCUCCACCCCUGAAGAACUUUGGCGAGUGCCUGUUCUCGGAUCUGGUGCAGGGCAGCUGCGCCACUGCCCAACACCUGCUGGACAGCGCCGCAGUGGCACAGGACGACACUUCCAUGGGCAUCAAGUUCAACCCGGUCCCGAGCCAUUAUCCGGUUGUGGAGGAGCUUGCGGAGAUGGUGGUACGCGGGCAGGCAAGGAACCUGAGUGCCCUCGCCAACCUCAAGGAGCUUGUGCUCUACGGGACGGUGCACCUGCGAGACUUGGAGUGGCUGCUGGAAAUUCGCUGGCCACACGUCGUCCGCCUCAACGCAACGGGCCUCGUCAGCGGCACGCUCGAUCUCUCCUUGUUCCUCGACGUGCCCGACCUGCGGCACCUCAUCCUCGCCGGCAACGAGCUGUACCAGCUGACCAAGGUCAAGGAGAAGCGCCUCCCGUUUGCCUACAACCUCACCUCGCUCGACCUCUCCAACAACGUCCUCACGCGCGUGCCCACCACCAUCUUCAUGGGCCUCACCGCCCUCAAGUCCAUCAGCCUCAACUCCAACCGCAUCAGCGAGCUCGGCGAUAACACCCUGGCCCACGUGCCCUCGCUGCAGUUCCUGCGCCUACGCAACAACAUCAUCACCCACCUCGAAGACCAUGCCUUUGAGAGCCUGUCCCGCCUCCUUGUUCUCGACCUCCGCUUCAACGCCCUCACCUCCAUCUCCAGCAGCCUCUUUGCUGACCUGCACGAGCUGCGGCAUCUGCGCAUCGCCAGAAACAACCGCUACGGCCACACGCUUCUUGAUGGUGCCGGUGAUGACAACAGUGACCAGAACGACCCGCGCCACGUCUCCCCUGAGGAGGCGGACGGCCGCUCCUGCAGUGCAAUGCCUGCAUGCACGCCACCAGACCCUUCACACGCGGCUGUCGGCGAUCAUGUAUUCCUGGAGAAGGGGGCCCUCCAAUCCCUGUCCCGUCUGUGCUUCCUUGACCUGAGCGAGCUACGACUGCGCGUGCUGCACGCCGACACGUUCAGUGCAACAACAUCCCUGCGGAUUCUGCUCCUUGCAGGCAACGAGCUCGGCACAUUGCCACCGGGUAUAUUCAACCGCGCCACUCAGUUGACCACGUUGGCACUCGACCGCAACCGCCUGUCCUGCCUGCCAUCGGGCCUCUUCUCAGACGUGUCUGCCCUGCACCAGCUCGGUCUCAGCAGAAACAGGCUCUCCUGCCUGCCCACCAACCUUUUCCCCGCAUCCGCGAGCCUGGAGCGCCUCGGCCUGGCCAAGAACAGGCUCUUCUCCCUGCCCGGCGACACGGCCGUGACGCUGCGCAACCUCACCUUCCUGCAGCUCGACGAUAACGCGUUUAGCUCGUUUGACUUUGACCUGCCUGCACUCACGGCCCUCCAGCUCUCGGGCAACAUGUUGCUGCGCCAAAUGCCGGUGCUCCGCAACCACCCCCAGCUGGUUGCCUUCCGCAUCGGCCGCCACAGCAUCCCGCACAUCCGCUUCCGCGAGUUUGCGGUGCUGCGGAAGCUGAAGCGCCUGGACAUGUCCCGUCUCGAGCGCGACAACGACGUGACGACGCUCAGCUUUGAGGACGCCGACCCAUCGUCCUUCUCGCAGCUGCAGUCCCUCGACAUCCGCUUCCUGCGGCUUGUUGACGACGCGCCAGGCUUCUUUGGCAAGGGCAUGCUGUACCUGCGCGAGCUGUACAUUGGCAGCCUGCACCUGGAUGAGCACGUGCUCCCGCUGCCGGUCAUCUGCUCCAACCUCGGCGUGCGCGUGCGCGAGUUUGCCAUCGUCGCCUCCAGGUACACCACCAUUGAGCUGUGUAGCGACCACCGCUUCCAGACGGUAUUCCUGCCCCGCAACCCGCACCUCACCACCGUCAUCAGCCAGGGCGCCGUGGGCCACCUCGACCUCCUUGGCGCGAACCUGCUCACCAACCUCAGCGUGAGCUUUGCCAACACGCUGGACAUCAGCCAGACGAGCGUGCCACCGCUGCCAGAGCUGUGCGUGACGCUGGGCAGGAGCAUGCUCUUUGCACGCGGCCUGCUCAGCACGCAGUUCCGCACACGAGAUGCUGUGCCCAUGCUCGCCAGCCGCUGCCUGCAGUCCGUCUCCAUCCUCGACCUCUCCCACAACGGCUGGCUGCGCGACUUCAACUCGCUCAACCGCGCCCUGUCGGAGCAGGUGGUGCUGAGCACGCAGGCAUACCGCACCGCCGACCUUGCUGCCCCUGUCCUGGCGCGCCCAAACCCGCCCGUGUUCAACCUGGACCAGACCCCCGUCAGCUGCCGCGUCGUGCUGGAGACGGCACGCGUGCGCCUGGCCAACCAGCUCCAGACGCCGCUCACUGCCGAGCUUGCGUACAGGUACACGUGCUCGUGCUCUGCGCAGUUUGUGUCGCGGCGCGGGGAGUGUCGCCCGCAGGGCCUGCCCCCGGCGGCUGUGGCCGGCAUUGCAGUUGCGGGCGUGUUCUUUGGGCUGAUGCUUGGGGUUGGGCAGCUGCUGUACCAGCGGUACAAGCGGCACCGGGCGGAGCGGCGGCAGUGGCGGGCGAAGGACGAGCUCAACCAGCAGCUCAUCUCGGAGAAGGACAAGGAGGUGAUGGCGCUGAAGCAGGCAUGGGAGAUUGACUUUGGCGACCUCGACUUUAUCAGCCGCAUCGACGCCAAUUCGCUCGGCACGUACGGGGAGGUGUGGAAGGUGCGCUGGGACUCGCUGACGGUGGCGGUGAAGGUGCUGAAGCAAGGCCUGAUGGUGCUGGACGAGGGAACGGUCGUCGAGUUUCAGAAGGAGGUGGAGUUUCUGCAGAAGACGCGCCACGCACACGUGGUGCGGUUCUUUGGCGCCGGGCAGACGCCGAGCGGGUGCCCCUUCCUUGUGCUUGAGCUGGUUGCGCUCGGCUCACUGCGCGGUCUCCUGAUGAAGGACAUGCUGCCCCUGCUGCAGCUGCAGGAGGUGUCCGACGACAAACAACAACAGCAGCAGCAGCAGCGGCGGCGGCACAGCGUGAUCAGCAGUGGCGGUGGUGAUGGCAAUGAUGAGGAGAGUGCGAGCCUGUUUGUCGUUGACAUGCCCGGUUCAUCGGCCGACUCUGCGUCAUCAUCACAGGACCCGUCCUUCUAUAUGGUGACCAACAACACGGAUGAGAUUGGGGCAAUACAUGUGAACGAGCACACGCGCAUGACGGAGAGCCGUCUCGGGUCCCUGCGGCACACGAAGAAGCAGCGGCAGAGGAAGGUGAACACCGUUGCUGAGCUCAAGUUGCGCCUUGCUCGCGACAUUGCCUGCGGCAUGAAGUACAUCCACUCCCUCGAUCUCGCCCACAGAGACCUGAAGACCGGCAAUGUGCUGGUGUCCCAGACGCUGCGUGCGAAGAUUACGGACUUUGGUUCCAUUCGCGCUUGUUUCGCCAAGAACGCGUCGCCCCAUGCUCGUGCGGGCGUUGCCAGCGGCAGCGUUGGCGGUGCCCAAGAUGAGCUCAACGCACUCACCCGCACAUCACUGGAGAUGAGCAUGACGGCUGGUGUGGGCACACCCCUGUACAUGGCACCGGAGGCGCUGUUGCGGGGCCCUUACGACGCAUUCAAGGCAGAUGUGUUCAGCUUUGGCGUUGUGCUGUGGGAGAUACACACGCAGAAGCGGCCAGACUUGCUGGAGCAGGAGCAGCCAAACCGUGGUGGCCCACCCGGCCGCGCUGUUCUUGACCUCUUGCAGGGCGGCGCCCGUCUCAGCUUUGCUGAACAUGAGGACAACCUUGCCGACUGGUACAAGGACCUGUAUGACCGGUGUGUCAGUGCACAGCCAACGGCGCGCCCGUCCUUUGCUGACAUAUUCGCCUUGUUUGAGCGUCAUGCCAUGACAUCACAAGCACACACCAGCUCAUCUUCCACCUCGGCAUAACAGCGCAGGUUUCAUGCUGCGGUGUUUUGCUCUGCAUAGCGUCCAUCCCACUUGUUUCGUGUUUCCUUGCGCUGGUUGUUGCACGACAAGCCUUGUUUGUGUUUUCAGUUAAUCGUCUGUAUUUGCCUUGCACGCGACCAACCUACUACCAUCUCCUUUGUGCGCUUCACACUGCUUCAUUAUGUAUUCUUCGUUGCGUGCAACGGCGUUUGCUCCACGCACGCCGUUUGAGUUGCUUGCCGCUUCGUGUGCUUCACGCUGCCAACACACACUCACACGCGCAUUUCUGUGCCUAAGCCCCUGUUCUCCCACAUGUACGCGCGUCUUCAUUUGCGUUCACUGUUCUCAUGUGUCCGUUGCUCGUCUUCUUUCGUGACAGCGCCACCAUCCCCAACUGCAUGCAUGCUCCUCGUUUACUGACCUUCUUUCCUUUGGGCUCUUUACUUUGAUUGGUUGAUUGAUUGAUGCGAAAUACGCGAAGUUGAACAUGACGCAUGAGGAAAGAACACAAAGAACCAGA